This is a messenger RNA of Cylindrotheca closterium, 1704 nucleotides long. Lineage: Eukaryota; Bacillariophyta; Bacillariophyceae; Bacillariales; Bacillariaceae. The record is from the annotation of a GenBank genome assembly.
AUGAGAGUUCGUCCUCAUCAUUUGCAAUGUUUCCUUUUCGGCCUCUUGGCACUCAUUGGUCUCCAAAUCGCAUUGUUUGAUAAAAUCUUCGAAUGUGCAGGAGACGUAGACGAGGGCGUCCCUCUUCGAUUCCGCAAUCUGCGUCAUGGUGAUACAGUGGAUCUAAUACACGGACAAGCUGACGAAAACAGCGUGGAUGAAGAUUUUGAAGCAGCUAGUGGAUGCAUCUUAGUUUGCGACGACAACCAUUUCUUGAUUGAAUGGAUCGCAUAUCAUUACCAUGUACUCAAUUUACGAACUUUGAUUGUUACAUCUGAUCCCAACAGCCGCACGUCACCUCAGCCAGUACUAGAUAGAUGGAAAGGUCUCAUCGAUAUUCAAUAUUGGGAUGAGUCUAGAUUUCUGGACCCAGAUGAUAUCACUUGGUUGGAAAGAUCAAAGAAACUGCAAAUGCACAGACUGCGGCAACGAUCAUUCAACAAGGAGUGCCUCCGUGAAUUGAAACGACGCGACAAAGGUUGGACUAUUUUGACCGACACGGAUGAGUUUGUGACCCUGAAUCCCAAAUUGAACGACACAAGGUACGAGAGUCUCUAUACGUCGAACCUUACAUCCAUACGUGAACCAGGAUCUGUCAUGGAUUAUUUGAAAGAUAUUGCAAUUCCAAACGAGAACAUUUCUGCAUUUACUCCCUGUAUCCCAAUCCAUCGAUGGCAAUUUUCCUCUCGUGAGAGUACUCCGGAAGAAGUAGAGAAAGACGUCCCAGCCGAAUUCCAAGGGUCCGAUUUUUUGACCCUUCGUUGGAGGCGAUUUGGGGCUGAAAUGAAAUACUUUCAAACGAUGCGAGGGGACACAUGCGGCAUUCAACGUAGGGCUGGACCUGUUAAGACGAUCAUCGACUUGUCUCGAUUAAGACUGGUUGAUUUAUUUCACGAAGAUGUCGAAGGUGGUCCUCACAGGCCAUUGGAAUCAAUUUGUGGUCUAUAUGAUGCUUUUGUCACACCAGGAUAUGUUGCACUCGUGAUACACCACUUUUUAGGUAGGUUGGACCAAUGGACAUAUCGAGUGACGGACAAUCGGGGAGCUGGUUAUCGACUUGCCCGAUUCAAGGAUAUGAACGAUUACAUCGGAUUGUGGAAGAGCGACCACUUACGCCUGUGGCUUCAAGGGUUUGUUGAAUCGGUUGGAGAAAACGAGGCAUCGCGCCUCCUCGCCGACGUUGGGAAACUUCAGCCGUUGCCAGGUCAAUUGGCAUCACCUUCUUUCAACAAAACACUAGAAGAAGAUGAUACCAAGACGCCAAAGUACGAAGUCGGAGACAUCGUACUCGCUGAUUGGCGCAACUAUGGACAAUGGGACUGGGCUCACAUCACAGCGGUAUUUGACGGUGGAUUCUACAACGUCAUGUUUAUCCAUGAUUGUAGUGAAGACUUGGGAUUAGGAACAGAGAGAUUGAAGAAAUCCGGUAGGGCAUACAGGACUAAUUUGACUUAUGAAGAGCUUAUGGCAAAAGGCAACCCCGCAGCAAUUGUUGGUUAUACCGACAAUGUACCAGCUUGGGUCAGAACUCAACAAGUUUCAGUCGAAGCAAGAGCAGACGAAGAUGACGACGCAUCAGAAGAGGACGAGGCGGAAGUGGAUGAGGCAAAUGAAAAAGAGGGCGGAGAAGAAAGCUCUGAUUCCAAAGAGAGCAAUGACGAGUAA